Argiope bruennichi is the source of this 729-nucleotide messenger RNA. RefSeq lists its product as uncharacterized. Bases 1 to 729 code for a protein of 242 amino acids. The record is from RefSeq and is a predicted model, not a curated record. Lineage: Eukaryota; Metazoa; Arthropoda; Arachnida; Araneae; Araneidae. The transcript has a single exon.
AUGAAUUUGCGGAAGUGGAUUUCAAAUGACUGUGAUUUAAUGAAACAAUGGCAGACAGAACACUUCGACCAUUUAAAUAUUAACGAUUUCGUGAACCAACCACAUCGUGUUUUGGGACUUUCGUGGAGUCCUCAAAAUGACUAUAUUAGUCUUAAUUUAAAAGGUCUAUUGGACUUCCUUCUGAAAAGGAAAAAUACUAAACGAUUCUUGUUGAUGGCCGCAGGCAGAAUAUUUGAUCCAAUGGGAUUUGUAUCCCCCUUCACUAUAAGAUUUAAAAUCUUAUUUCAAGAAAUCUGGCAAAGUAAAACAGACUGGGACGAAGAGUUACUGCCAGAUGUUAAUGAGAAGUUUGAACAGUGGUGUUCAGAAGCGUCUUUCUUAGGUAAACUUCAGAUUCCUAGAUAUGUCCUUGAGUGUGAUAGUGAGAAUCCCCCAGAAUGUGAAAUACACACAUUUCCCGAUUCUAGCAUUAAAGCGUAUGGAGCUGUCUCAUAUUUAAGACUGAAAACUCCUAACAAAAUUUGUGUGUAUCUUUUAGCUUCAAAAUGCCGUGUGGCUCCUCUAAAGCCAUUAUCCCUUCCACGUUUGGAAUUAAUGGGUGCGUUACUUGCUGCGAGAUUGGCAAAAGAAGUAUCAAGAGUCCUCAGUGAGAAAAUACCAGCAACCAACCACUUUUGGACAGAUUCCACUAUAGCCUUGAGUUGGAUUCAAGGUUCCAGCAGCAGAUGA